Porites lobata is the source of this 2085-nucleotide messenger RNA. Lineage: Eukaryota; Metazoa; Cnidaria; Anthozoa; Scleractinia; Poritidae. The record is from the annotation of a GenBank genome assembly.
GACAAACAGGACAAAGACAGUUUGUAGAAAAGUUGAACAUAUGAAUUCAUAAAGUCAAUAACUUAGACUUGCUGGCAUUAUGAAACACUCAGAGCGUAAUAUAAAAAGUGUGUUCGGGAAUAUCCACACACUCAAUCAAACACUCGGAACUUGGACAGUAUAUCUUUAUUCCCAGCUACGAUCCUCGUUCACUACACCGUACAUUCAUUAAUUCAUUCUGCCAAAUCAUAACAACUCUCUUUUCUUAUACACAGUCUUGGCAUUUGCCUGCGUGCAGACGUCUCCUAUUUCCUUUGUUGCAUGCGGAACAAAGGAAAUAGGAGACGUCUGCACGCAGGCAAUCUUGGCAUUUUUGUUAUGAGAUAUCUAUGUGUCAUAUUCUUAUCACAUCACGCACGUAACAUUGAAAAGCAAUUAACUUGUCAGCUUAAUACAUUCCUUAUCUCUUUUAAAAAAAUACACGCGAUCAAGGUUUCCAUUACUAUGUUUAGGGUAAGGCACUUUAUGUUGUGUAACGCACUAUAUGUUUCCCAACAAAGUGAACCGAUCACGAUGACAAAUAUGCUUACAUUCAUAUAACUCGCUAAGGUUUCAAUACCAUUUUGUAAUUCAUUUUAAUAAUUCACGAAAUUCUAAAACAACAGCAGUGCUGAUAGGCUGUUUCUUCAUCGAACAAUCAUCGUACACAGGAUCGGUGAGAUGAGUUGCGAACAAAUGACGUAAAGGCCAAAACUUGUUUAUUCACAGCAGAUGGAUAUUAUCAUGAGUUUCUGACAAUAUGGCGGACGAAGGAGGUCAUACCGCUGCUGCGAAUCCAGAAAUCCAGCUGAACACACACUACUUCAUCAGGACGUUGUUUGGUGUCUUGGUCCUCAUCGAAUUAGCCCUAAGCCUUAUCACUGGAGCGUGUUCUUCGGGAACCUGGUCGUACUGCCCGGGACACUACGGCUUUCUCGCUUUUGUGGCGUGGACGUGCUUUAUUCACCUUUUCAUCUUCACAAUCCUCAAACUGAUCGGCCUCUGGGACAAAUUCAGAAUGUUUUGGAUCUUACCACAUCCCAUCAUUCCUCUUAUCGCUUACGGACUGGCAGUUAUCGGGUUUUUUAUUGGCUCCAUCCUUGCAUUAACCUGUGCUAACAAAGCAACGGGCGCUGGUACGGCCGCUGCUGUAUUCGCCUUCGUCACCUUGGCUGUCUUCGUCGUCGAGCUGUUUUUUGCUGCCAAAGCUUUCAGAAGUCCUGCACACGAAGCUCAACAGCAGGCCCCAAAGUAUGACCCAGAGCCCGUUGGUGUGGUGUAGAAUUAUUGAUUUAUGGAUCUUUCGUGUACAACCUCAUGAGAAGCAUGGAGUCGGAGGUAUUGAAAUGGAUUAUCAAAACCUUUACGAAUUGAGAGACUAUACUUGAGUUCCUGGCCUUAUAUUUUUGCUGUUCUUUGACAAAGGAAAAUGGACUGAGAAAGACAGAGUUUAAGCGGGAUAUUUUGGACAAUUUUUUUUUGUUUACUACGGUAGAUAUAUUUACAGUAUUACACAUUAAUUUUGUAGUUCAGUUCAAGUUAGUACACUAAACAAUUUGACAUUUCCUUGUGCAUUUUUCACUAACAACGGAAGAACGUCACUAAAAAACGCGAACAACAGUGAGAAUGGAGUGUCUUAGUACCGGGGAAGUUUACUCAUAUUAUAAGUUAUACGAAGAUUAACUUUUAUCAUGUUGAAUGUGGGGAUGGUAGACAACCUAGAAUUCUGGUAGACAAUUUUUGAAUUCCGAGGUCCAAAACGGUCCGUGGGUCAUUCGUCCAUUUAAUUUUCAAUUCAAAAUUUAAAAUUGAAAAUCGAUGUCAAUUUUUGAUUUUCCAAUUUUUUCUUACUACAUAAUGGAUAAACAGGUUUCAUAAUUGUUUUACCGUUUUCCCCUGUAAACAAAAAUGGGAAAAUAUACACACAGCUGUUACUUUCUACAAUAAAUAUUAAAACGGUUGUCGAACCAUAUACAUUUUAGCUAUUCGCGGGAAAAUGGUUUCCGCAGUCAUCUGUCAACUACUAUGACGUGAAUUAAGAAAAAAAAUUAAAAAUUGAAUGUUGCG